Staurois parvus is the source of this 327-nucleotide messenger RNA. The record is from the annotation of a GenBank genome assembly. NCBI's taxonomy places the organism in Eukaryota, Metazoa, Chordata, Amphibia, Anura, Ranidae.
AUGCAGACUGCUUCUACAAACAUUUGUGAAAUACUGUGCAAUAAGUCCAUCUGUGAAAUUUCCUUGCUACUGAAUAUUUUACGGUCAACUGUUAGUGGUAUUAUAACAAAGUGGAAUCAACUGGGAACAACAGCAACUCAGCCACGUAGGCCACUUAAAAUGACAGGGCCAGCUCAUGCUGAAGCGCACAGUGCGCAGAAGUCGACAACUGUAUGCUGAGUCAAUAGAUAAGACCUCCAAACUUCAUGUGACCUUCAGAUUAGCACAAAUACAGUGUAUAGAGAGCUUGAUGGAAUGGAUUUCCAUGGCCGUGCAGCUGCAUCCAAG